Molecule: messenger RNA, 984 nt
Organism: Penicillium cinerascens
Lineage: Eukaryota; Fungi; Ascomycota; Eurotiomycetes; Eurotiales; Aspergillaceae
Product: glycosyltransferase family 32 protein
Exons: 1
Coding region: 1-984 (327 amino acids)
Biological process (GO): mannosyl-inositol phosphorylceramide biosynthetic process
Molecular function (GO): mannosyltransferase activity
Source: RefSeq, a predicted model, not a curated record
AUGGUUCUUGUUUUCAGGAACGGCUCAGGAAGGCUCGUUGUGAUCAUAUUUUCCAUCGUCGUCGUCUUAUUUGUUAUUCAUCAGCUCAUUCCCAUGGAAGAUUUUUCAUUCUCCGGCGAAUUGUCUGAGUCACUGGAGAUAAUCAAAAGAUGUGCUCACAAUAACCGCGAAAUCUUGGACCCUUCUGCUGGAAUGGUAGUUGCGGGAGUGCCCGACAUAAUCCACCAGAUCUGGAGGACGACCGAUGUCCGAACGUAUUCUACGGAACUGGAAGCAUCUCAUGACUUAUGGAAGAUCACGUUUAACCCUAUCAACUACACUGUUAAAAUCUGGACCGACGAAGACGUACUCCAACUCCUCGAGGCCAAGUACACCUGGCUAGUCUCCACAUACAAGGGAUACCCACAGAAUAUCCAACGUGCCGACCUUGCUAGGCUGGUAGUCGUUCAUGCAGAAGGUGGUAUCUACGCAGACCUAGAUGUUUAUCCCCGUGACGCCACGCAGAUACAAUGCCUUCGGCAUCUUGGCCUACAGGCUAUCUUCGCCCCCACAGCAGGAACCCUUGGCCUAAGCAAUCACUUUUUUAUGGCAGAGCGCGAGUCCUCGUUUCUUCAGUGGGCGCUCUACGAGGCCAAACGGCGCGGGGGCGCGGAGUCGCCACGCGUCCUCCUACCAUACCUACAAGUGUUUUGGACCACGGGCCCGAUGAUGGUGACGGCGGCGUUUCGGGAGUACGCGUGGUUAUACAGUACGCAGCGGCAAAAACUGGGCCUGCUGGACGAAAGAUACGGGCGGGCGGUGAUACAGCAUGCGGCAGGGAGAUCAUGGCACGGGUCGGACGGGAAGGUCUUGAAUUAUAUGGCGGAUCAUGCGCAGAAGGCGGUGUUGAUGGGUCUUUUUAUUCUAUUCACACUUUUUAGCCUUGUGUACGUUGUCAGGAAACGUUGCUAUAAGUACAGAGGGCUUUUUGCAUAUCGCGUUUAA